AUGUUUCGGUCGACCCGCCCCCGGUCGGUGGGCUAUACACCUGUGAAUCCUGACACCUCGCCAAUGGUUGCCUACAGUCAGUAUCAUUGGCAUUACAAUCUUCCCCAGGGAAUGGAACGGCCGCAUUCAGUAAACCGAACUUUCGCGGCACCGUUUCAGAGCAACCACUCGUUGGUUAACAAGUAUCGUGGUGUGUGGAUUGAAUUUGAUAUGCACCCCGCUUUUAGUGUUGCACUGGAGCCACAGUUACGGAAGCUACCGCGUGGUCGCACCCUACCAAAAACCCCUGCUGAAGAGGUCAUUGCAGAUUAUACGGCUUUGGCACCUCUAGUGGACGAUGAGAAGACGAGAGAUCUUUGGUUGGCUAAGGUCUUUCAGCACUGCGCCUUCCAGAGAUGUGGCGGCGCUAUGGAGCUGUGGGAACGAUACUGUCACCAGCGCUUUACCGCGGAAGGUGCCACCGCAAAACCCCCUCUUUCGUUAGUUAAAUCUGUACUUUUUUACUGCAACAAGACAGACAACAGUGGCUGGAGGGCACUGUUUGAUCGCUGUUUGAAGGAUGGGUGGAACUACACCCCACUUUUCGACACAGCGCAGUGGAGUUUUAUGUUAAAGAGCAUUGGGCGCAUGGGGGAUGAGGACGGUGUUCGGGCUGUCCUGGAGGAGAUGUUGGACGUGCAGGCUGAUCUAGAUCGUGUAGAGGCAAGGUCUGUUGUCAUUGCACUUAAUGCCGUUACAAACGCUGACGUCUAUGAGUUCGUCAAGAAGUAUUUGUUCAAUUUUGGCGAGCGGAAAGUGAAGUUCUUGCGCACCACAUAUUCGGAUCUCCGUGGGCAUGGGGCGGGAAAGUUACGCAUACCACUCAAGGAGAAUGAUAACAUGUACUAUCAUGUUUGUUGGCACAGCAGCAUUCGGUCCCCGCGACAAUUUUCCCCGCGGCAGCUCUACUUCGACUACACUCCUUCAACACUGGGGUCAAGUUCGCACAAUCCUAAUGCAAAAAUUGACGAUAUAGUGAAGGACAAAAUAGAGAAGUGGAAGGCGGAAGGUCUUCUUCCUGAGGAUUAUGUCCACGAAGACCGUGUUUAUGAUCGCAGUGCUGCCUUCAAGAAUGUUGCGCGCCAGGAGAAGUGGAAGAAGAUGCCAAAGAUUUUGAAGAGCAAAAGGAUGGGUUACACGGGUGACCCGUGA
Messenger RNA from Trypanosoma brucei brucei TREU927, 1191 nucleotides. RefSeq lists its product as hypothetical. The record is from RefSeq and is a predicted model, not a curated record. NCBI's taxonomy places the organism in Eukaryota, Euglenozoa, Kinetoplastea, Trypanosomatida, Trypanosomatidae. Bases 1 to 1191 code for a protein of 396 amino acids. The transcript has a single exon.